AUGUUCUUUGAUGAGCAACGUAAAUAUAAAGAAGCAAGUGAUGUGAUUUCCAAUGAGAUUUUUGUUAACGCACUUUGUUCAUCUGGUAAAGUUGCUGUGAUGGUUUCAGAAGAAGAUGAGCAAGCAAUUAUUGUUGAGAAAGGAUUACGUGGAAAAUAUUGCGUUGUCUUUGAUCCACUUUAUGGAUCUUCUAAUAUUGAUGCUGGUGUAAACGUUGUUACAAUUUUUGGUAUUUAUAAACAUGAAGGAUCUACUGGAAGUAUUUCAGAUGUUCUUAGACCAGGUUCUGAUAUGGUUAUUAUCAAAAUUCCAUAUUGUGGAAAGAUAUAUUCAGUAAAUGAGGAAAUGAAAAAUAUUGGUAUGAACCAUAUCGGUUCAAUGGUUGCUGGUGUUCAUUGUACACUGUUAUAUGGUGGAAUUUUUGCAUACCCAGCUGACAAAAAAUCAAAAAAUGGUAAACUUCGUAUCUUGUGUCCUAUUUUCUUGGGCAGUAAAGAUGAUAUUGAAGAUAUAGAAAAGUUUUAUGCCGAUUUCAAUGGGGAAACAUUAUAA
This is a messenger RNA of Entrophospora sp. SA101, 552 nucleotides long. The record is from the annotation of a GenBank genome assembly. Lineage: Eukaryota; Fungi; Glomeromycota; Glomeromycetes; Entrophosporales; Entrophosporaceae.